This is a messenger RNA of Geodia barretti, 310 nucleotides long. NCBI's taxonomy places the organism in Eukaryota, Metazoa, Porifera, Demospongiae, Tetractinellida, Geodiidae. The record is from the annotation of a GenBank genome assembly.
GAGGGAGAGUGGAGAGAAGAUGAUGAUGAUGAUGAUGAUGAUGAGAAUGACAACAAUGAGAAUAUACUCUUCCUGGUCUGCAAUUAUGGCCCUGGUGGAAAUUUUGAGGGAGAGAAGCCAUACCAGACUGGUAGUGAAGCCUGCACUUCCUGCCCCAGCGAACGGCUCUACUGUGUCAACAACCUUUGCUCAUGUACGACUAGACACUUUUUUUAAAUUCACAACUGAAUGUUCCCUUCCAAACUCUCUCUCUCUCUCUCACACACACACACACACACACUCUCUCUCUCGCUCUACAGUUGAGUCAGGA